Cetraspora pellucida is the source of this 1902-nucleotide messenger RNA. NCBI's taxonomy places the organism in Eukaryota, Fungi, Glomeromycota, Glomeromycetes, Diversisporales, Gigasporaceae. The record is from the annotation of a GenBank genome assembly.
AUGAAUUACAAAAUCACGAAGAAAGGAAUUUCGAUUACUAUCGGAGAUGAAAUUUCUACAUUUCCAGACGGGGAUUUACCCGACCCCGACCCCAGGUAUUAUGAGUUACUAUCAGUUAACGAUUCAAAGACUCUGUCGUGGCGUAAGAAACUUGGAGAAGGUUUAAUAGAGUUAUUAGAGAAAGAUAAUCCAACGAUUAUAUCGGAUUCACAAAACGCCAUUUUAAAAGAUUUUCCCCCUGGAUAUCGCCUUUACAAGCACCGAAAAAGAACUGUAAAAGGAACUGGCAGAUCGGAUUUAUAUCUCAUUGGUAAUCAUAAAUUCCGAUCUCCAAACGAGUUUUUACCACACCUAUAUUGGCUUGCAUCGGAUAGGUCUACGCCAUGUGAAUGUAAAUAUUGUAAUGAAGCAAAAACUCCAAAAGUUAUGAGAUCUGUAAAAAAAAAUGAUCAAAAAAUCGCAACACCAGUGGAAGAUACUGAUGAUUCAGAUUAUGUAGAUAAAGAAAUGUAUGAAAAAAAGAAGUGUCCUAUAUCUAGUACUCCGAUAUUUAGAGAAGGUGAAAUAGUGUGGUUAGAUGCAAAAAAGAUAUUAGAUGAGAAUAUGCUCGCAAAAUGUAACGAGAUUAAUGAAACUCCAAUCAGAUAUUGGCCAUCAAUUAUUACUAAGAUAAUAUCACCCUUAGGAAGUAAAAAUUCAGAAAAUGAUUUUUACACAAUAAAUUUAAUGAUAUUACGUGGCCAAAAGGAAGUUGAUAUAAAUUCGAUUCAACCUUGGCUUCUUUAUAGACCUGAAAUUGUGGGUACACGAAAAGCCUCCAGAAUAUCCUCAGACAUAGAUGUAGACAAUCCGGAGCCAGAACAAAUUGCUGCCGCUUAUAUUAAAGCUGUGCGUAAAGCACGUGAUAUAGAAACCACAUAUACACCGGUGCUUCAAUAUGAUUAUCAUCGUCCUGUAAAUGUUCAAGGUCCAAAUGAGGCAAAAUCGAAACGUUUCGCUGAAAUGGAGAAGUAUACUCAUUUUAGAGCAAUCUAUUUUGGUGCUGAAAUUUUAUGUGAAGAUGAUAUAGUACGAUUGAUCCCCGACAAGAAUGCUCGAAGAGGAAAAGGCUCAUCAUCAAAUGGUAAAAAGACCAACCAGAGAUCAUAUUUACAAAUUACUGGUAUCUAUAAACAUCCAAAAAAAGGAAUCUAUUUAACAGGUGAUAUGUAUAAUCGAGGAAAUUUAUUAGAAAAUAAUAAAUAUCAGUGGUUUCCGGUAAAUGAGGAUGAUGAAGAGUAUAACAUAGACUUGUCCGAAGUUGCUGGUCGAUUUUAUCCAAUGUGGCCAGAUCACACAGAAAUCAUGCCUUGUAAAACUGCCAAUGUGUUACAAAAAAGACGAACAAUGACUGGCGAAGAUGAAUCGACCCUGACUACUGACUUUUGGCUGUCUCUUAAACCCGAAGAAACUAAUUCUGAUGAGUCGAUGAGUCAAUCUGAGCUAUCCGACUUUUCACAUUCGACGCGACAAACCAGAAAACGAUCAAUACCUUUUGAUCAUCCAUUAGAUGAAUUACCUAAAAAACGCAAGACCGAAAUUUCAAACCCUGAAAUCAAAAUUGACACUUCAUUACCAACAACAUCAAAUAUACCUGAGAUUGAAAUUAAUGAUUAUACUUUAACCAAUAACGUUACUUCCGAAACAUCUGAUUGUCAUCACAAUCGAACGAUGAACAUAGCUCAUACAUACCGAAUAGAACGAUACAGUAUAGUGCGCCUACCGGAACGCGCUUCAGUUAUUCUAAAGCCAGAUGCAGCCUUUGCUGACAAGAAGAGUAUUAGUGUUUCAUUUUUUGCAAAUUAUGGAUUUGGAGGAAUGGAUACAUAUCUUCAUAAAUUGGCAUUGAAACAUUUCAUUGAU